UCUUCUUAAUUCGCAGGUUUUGGUCCCACUGUCUUUUUCCGCUGAAAUUAUGAAAAAGUUUCCUUUUUUCGUUCUGGGUUUUUGGUUUUUUUUUUCUUCUCUGAUUAGUAUUCCUCGAGUGUCGAGCUUUAUUCUCAAGUGUCAAAUUAUUGAGAGGAUUCGUAGACAUCGUUUUGUUCGAUUGAUGUGUUGGUUUUACUCGAAUGGCUUCUAAGAGAUCUAUCCACUGUCUUCUUCUUCUUCCUCUGCUCUUGUCUUUACUACUCUGGAUUCCUUCGAUCUCUUUCGCUGCUACUAACCCUGAUGAUGUUGCUGCAAUUAACGGAUUAUUCGCUGCCCUUGGCGCACCUGUUCUUCCUGGUUGGAUUGCUUCUGGUGGAGACCCAUGUGGUGAAGCUUGGCAAGGCAUUAUCUGCAAUGUUUCAGAUAUAAUAAGCAUAACUGUAAAUGCUGCAAAUUUGCAAGGAGAGCUUGGUGACAACUUAGCUAAGUUCACUUCUAUCAGGGGAAUAGAUUUCAGCAACAAUCGCAUUGGAGGAAGCAUACCUUCUACUUUACCGGUUACAUUGCAGCAUUUUUUUCUUUCAGCGAAUCAGUUCACCGGAAGCAUCCCGGAAUCUCUAGGAACAUUGAGUUUUCUGAAUGACAUGUCUUUGAACGAUAACCUUCUCUCAGGAGAGCUACCUGAUGUGUUUCAAAACCUUGUCGGCCUGAUUAAUCUUGAUAUAUCAUCUAACAAUCUAAGCGGCACAUUGCCUCCUUCAAUGGAGAAUUUAUCAACUCUUACAACAUUACGUGUUCAGAACAACCAGCUCUCAGGAACUCUGGACGUUCUUCAAGGCCUUCCUCUUCAAGACCUAAAUAUAGAGAAUAACCUCUUCUCUGGACCUAUACCGGAAAAAUUACUAAGCAUUCCAAAAUUCCUAAAUGAAGGAAACCCGUUCAAUGCCACCACGAUCAAUUCCACCUCAACUGCACCAGCAUUGUCUCCGUCUAUGUCUCCAACAAAACCAGCUCCAGCACGACCGUUUUCUGGAGUUCCACCGCCUCCAACUGAGAGGAAUCGAGGGAAAGUUGCUGAUGGACCUUCUGAUUCAGAAGGAUCGAGUUCUGAGAAUUCAAAGGGAAAGAACUCUUCACAUACUAAAAGGAUAAUCCUUAUUGCAUUCGCUGGCGUCCUCGUCUUCAUAAUUCUGGUUUUGGCAAUACUCUUGCUGUUGCCAAAAUGUGCAAGACGAAGAGAACAUGCUAACAGAGUCUUCAAACCGCAUCAAGUUGGUGCUGAUAGAGGAAGCAGAGAGAAUGCUCUAGAAAACGGGCCUCCGGUACUGCCACCACCUGGUCGAUCUGAAAAAGUUCAAAUGGAACCUUUCAAGAAAGCUGGAGAGGAACCAAAGGUUUUACAUGACCUUGAGAGGUUGCGGAGACCUGCGCCUAUAUCAAGACAGGAAAGUCAAGAUAUUGACUUUUCAAUGUUGAUGCCUCCUCCUCCACCACCUCCACCACCACCACCACCACCACCUGCUCCUUUGGCUGAGAAGGUCUCCGUGAUGCCAAUUAUAUCACCCGAAAGACCCGUUAAGAAACCUUCCCCUAAACGCUUACCCUUAACUUCUGUGAAGCACUAUUCUAUUGCAUCUCUUCAACAAUACACAGAAAGCUUCGCUCAGGAAAAUAUCCUUGGCUCAGGCAUGCUCGGGAGUGUUUAUAGGGCCCGGCUUCCCAAUGGAAAGUUGUUUGCUGUCAAGAAGUUGGACAAGAGGGCUUCUGAACAACAACAGGAUCACGAAUUUAUCGAACUAGUGAACAAUAUAGAUAGGAUUCGCCACUCCAAUAUCGUUGAACUUGUGGGUUACUGUGCUGAGCACGAUCAAAGAUUAUUGGUCUAUGAAUACUGCAGUAAUGGUACGUUACAAGACGGGUUGCAUUCAGACGAUGAAUUCAAGAAGAAACUUUCGUGGAAUACCCGUGUCAGUAUGGCACUUGGAGCUGCCAGAGCUCUUGAGUACUUGCAUGAGGUGUGUGAACCACCUAUCAUACACAGAAACUUCAAAUCAGCCAAUGUUCUACUCGACGAUGACCUGAGUGUUCUUGUUUCAGAUUGUGGUUUAGCCCCACUAAUAUCAUCAGGCUCUGUGAGUCAGUUAUCAGGACAAUUGCUAGCUGCUUACGGAUAUGGAGCUCCAGAGUUCGACUCUGGAAUCUAUACAUGGCAGAGUGAUGUAUAUAGUUUUGGUGUUGUUAUGUUAGAACUCUUGACGGGUAGAAUGUCCUAUGAUAGGGACCGGAGUAGAGGAGAGCAGUUCUUGGUGAGGUGGGCAAUCCCUCAGCUUCAUGAUAUCGAUGCAUUGGGCAAAAUGGUUGAUCCAUCUCUCAAUGGACAAUACCCUGCAAAGUCGUUGUCACACUUUGCUGAUAUAAUUUCCCGGUGUGUUCAGUCUGAACCAGAAUUCAGACCAUUGAUGUCAGAAGUUGUUCAAGAUCUACUAGAUAUGAUCAGAAGAGAGCGUCAUGGUUCGGAAGCGCAUCAAGCAUUCAAGCCACCCAUUGUUCCUGUUGGAGUUGUGAAUAUGGUAUUAUUUUUGGUAGUUAAGAACAAGGGAGAUCACAAACCUUUGAAUGUAGGUGCUAUGCUCUUGAUCACUGAAACAAAAGCCCCAUUGGGUCGUGUGGAUGGGUACUUCUUUGGAUCUGUAACAAAUCCUCACUAUAUUGUGAGAUUGGCGGAUUCAGAGAUGCAAGUCCCUCAAGGUAUAUGUCUGUCGUUCAUCGAGGAAUUUACACAACAUAUUGAGGAAGAGGAUCUGUACAAGAGAUUUCAUUAUCCAACCGGAUAUGAGUUUGACUUAAUUGAAGAAGAAGGUGAGUGCGGCCCAAUGGAAGUUUUGGGAAGGAGUUCAUAUCAUUAUGAACCAAACCGUGGGGCACAAGACAAUUUCAACCGAAUAUUUUGUUUGCAGCAAUAUGAACCAAUGAUGUACCAGCAAGAGCAGAUAUUCAUGAGACCUGAGACCAACCAGCAAGAGCAGCAAUAUCAACCAAUGAUGUACGAGCAAGAGCAGCAAUUCGUGAGACCUGAGACCAACCAGCAGAACCAAAUGGGCAUUAAUCUUUUCCCAAGUCAAGCUCCAAUGAUGCAGCACCAGCAAUUCAUGAGACAUGAGAGUAGUCAGCAGAACCAAAUGGGCAUUAUCCCAAAUCUAGUCCAAAACCAAGCUCCAAUGAUGUACAACCAGCAGCAGAAUUUCAUAAGACCUGCUGAGAUUAUCCCAAACCAAUCUCUGAUGCUAGUAGACGAUCUGGUUGGGUACCUGAAGCAGUAUUUGAGUGGUCAAAUGUCAACAGUAGUACAAGGUGGACCGUCAGGAUCGUUUGGUGUAAAUCUGAACUAUCACAACCAACAACAGUUUGGAUUGGAGAUGGAUUUCAAUCCCCAAACGCAGCCCACAAUAAUGGAGUCUCAGCUGUUUGACGCUGGACCAUCUUCGUACCGUGGUGGGAGAGGUCGAUACUAGCACAACUGCAGAAGCCUAAGUAAAACGAUUCUUGACAUCGAUUUUGAACCCUUUUUUCUACUCUCACAUGACUGUUCUGUCAAGAUCAGCUGAAGCUUUGUGUUUUUUUUUUAAUCUUCUUAUUCAACUUUUAAGGUCAUCUUUUAUUAAUUAGCUAUCGUUUUUGGUUGAAGUACUUGUCUCAAUUCUGUAGCAAAAUCUCUAAAUCUCAAUUUGGUCAUUUUCUUUGCAGUGAUAUCAUGGUUUUUGUAUGUAUAAAAGAUUAAGACUUUG
Arabidopsis arenosa is the source of this 3788-nucleotide messenger RNA. The record is from the annotation of a GenBank genome assembly. Lineage: Eukaryota; Viridiplantae; Streptophyta; Magnoliopsida; Brassicales; Brassicaceae.